This is a messenger RNA of Peronospora farinosa, 2661 nucleotides long. The record is from the annotation of a GenBank genome assembly. NCBI's taxonomy places the organism in Eukaryota, Oomycota, Peronosporomycetes, Peronosporales, Peronosporaceae.
AUGGGGGACACUGGACGCCAUCAUCCGACUUUUUCAGACGACAAGGAACGCGCUACCGUCGCCUCCACGUCACCAAUAGUGGAUCUAGUCGAUACAGCUGCGUCUUGUGCAUCCAACGCAUCUCUUCUCAGCUCCAUGGACGCUCUAUCAGGUUUUGUCGAGGUCUCAAACGUCGAUAUGUCCGGAUCCGACGAUACCGUCGCUUCUAUAGGCGAUUACGCCACUCAAGAGCUUCCCCCACGUCCAGAAAAACUCCACAAGAUGUCCAAGACCUUUUCAAGUCGAUUGAGUGAUCGAAAGCGCCGUAAAAAUGGCAGCAAUUUGUUGUUAGAGACGUCUUUAAUCGUGUCCCCAGAACAGCCGUUACUAUCGGAUUCUCAGUCCGAAAAAGAAAUUGCAGGCUUUGGAGUGGUACUAAAUGAUGUACUACGAUGUGUCACCAAUCGAGAACUCGUGACCAAGACAGCGGCCUAUAUGGCUGCCUAUCCCCAACAUACACUUCGGUUCCAGAUCAAGAUGAAGCAGCGAGCUUAUGCUGAUGGAGCACGAGGAUUUCAGGCAAAAUUAAUGCUGUUUUACGUACUCCAUGAGUUUCUCAAGUCCUUUGAGGGAGAACGAUUGCAACAAGUACAACGAGAGUGGUUUCAGACUGUAGAUGAGGUGCUCAAUGCUUGUACGAGAGAGAUUCGUCAUGGCGAGAAACGAAAUGCCGAGGAAAACCGGAAACGAGUGUUCAAGACACUUGCACGUUGGGAAGAGCUCAAGUUGUAUCCGAGCAAAAUCAAGGCCUGGAAGAGUUUAGUGAUGGGAGAAAGCAAGCCACGAAGAGCUCCCGUGCCGCUGCCACGCAGUGAAAUGGAACGACUAGCUGAGGCUCCUGACCAGCUUCAAUCGUUUGAAGUGCCGCCAUCGAACACACCUCAGCUACAGCUUGAUCGAUCGAAUUGUCCAUUGGUCUUCGAGCGACCAAACUUUGCUAGCAAGCCUGAAGAGAAGCAGCAUUGGCGCUACACUGCUAUUGCUUUCAUCGACAUCCUGUCACGGAGUCUCGACCUGAGCAGUGACAUUAAGUUUACUGCCUGUAUCUUUUUUCAUCGCGUGUUUGAUCGAGGUAUUUACGCUCGAGAGCGUUACAAAUUUGCAGCAGCCUGUCUCUUCCUAUCGGCCAAGGCGUCCAGCAAACGCAUGAAGUUGUUGCGCAUGGUGCGUGUCAUGUACAAUAUCUUGGAAACCCCACUGUAUGCUGGCGAUGAGGAACUGCUAGAGAUCGAGCGUUUGCAGCUGCUUUAUUACGAAAUGGAAGUGCUUCAAGGUAUCAACUUCGAGUUGACUGCGGAAAUGCCCUACUACUAUUUGCGCCGGACGUUGGAGAAGAUGCCUCCGAAAUUUCGAAACUCUGUCAGCGACGAUACACAAAAACUUCUUGAAGAAUUGUUUUAUUUGCCAAUGUGUGUAGAUUUCUCGCCGCAGUUACUUGGCGAGGCUGCAGCUUACAUUGCAAUUUGGAACAAGGGCAAAGAUUUCAAGUUCAAGUGGUGCAGUCCAAGUCAGGAAGGUCACACUUUCAACGUCCGAACAGCAAAGGCUGCACUACGAAGUUAUCGAUCGCUUCAGAUGUGGAAGAAAGAUCAGCAGACGGAAUUUGACGUGUUGGUCAAGUCAUCGAGUUCAUUGGACGGCGAUGACGAGAUAGCGAGUAUCAAGAAGGCGUUCGAGCCUCAGUUAGGUGGUUUACGGCUAGAUCCCUGCGUUAUUUUGAACGAAGCGGAGUUUACGAAGAAGACAGAGGAAGAUUCGAAGGAGUGGGUUAAAACUGGCACGAGGAAUGGCGGCGGUGAUCGGUUCAUCUCGCAAACCGUGUCGAGAUGCUACAAUCAAAGCGGAAGCAACUCGAAAAGAUACAGAGAUGAAGAUGCGCCACGUAUCAAGGUGGAAAAUCGAUCGCUUGCUACUAGCCAAGAAGAAAAGCAUCGGCAUGGACACAGCGACGACCGCGGCGAGGAUCGUUACCGACCACGGAGUCGUAGCUGCAGCGAAAGUCGUAGCAGUAGUUAUUCUCGUUACAAAAGAGAGAGCUGGUCAAGUGCAAAGCACGUUCGUGAUGAUAGUCGAGCGCGUAGUGGAGAGCGUCGCGAUCGCGACAGGUACGAUUACGACGACUAUGACGACUACGACGAUUACGGCACUAGGGACCGCUAUCGUGAUCGCAAAGAAGAGAAGUAUAAUUCUCGAUACAAGUCCGUCAACUAUGACAGAGAUGACAGGGUCAAUGAUCGAAAAAGCAGCCGUGACGUCGGGUUUCGUCGUGAUCCGUCCUACUUCGACCGGCGCGAUCGCAAGUCAGAUCGCGAUAGCGGCAGCGGCCGCCGCGAGCGCGACAGUCGCAGCACCAGCCGCAGUAGCAGUCGGUCUCAAAGCCCCUACAGUUUUUCAAGGAGCGGCAAGAAGCGGAAACGAAACUACAGCAGUGGUGGCCACUCGGGAAGUUGGAAGCGCAGCUCUAGUCGAAGCGAUAGUCGAUCGCGCAGCCAGUGUUAUCGGGUUGAGUUGUCGUCGUCCAAAAGUGGUCGAAUGAAGAAGACGAACAAAUAUGGUCCUGCUCGUUCCAGCAACCGGAAGAUGGAACAACUUCGCAUUAAGCAAGAGCGUAGCGGAGCUUAG